AUGAAUUCUUUAGGAAUAAAAAAUCGAGUCUCGCGUUUUCGAUUGGAGCAACAUACUAAAAUAUUCGCAUCUAUGUGUCCCGAUGAGAUCCUUGAUCAUUAUGAUACUUAUGAAACCAGGGAAUAUCAAACGACGUUGUUGCUCGGUGACAUUUCAGGCUUUACAGAUCUCACGGAAAAAUAUACGAAAACCGGUGUCGGCGGUCCAUCCAAAUUAUCGGAAACCUUGAACAGCUACAUCGGUGCGAUGGUGCAGGAAAUUCUCUCGCAUAACGGAGACGUGGUGAAAUUUUCCGGCGACGCGUUCAUAGUAAUGUGGAAGCUUCAAAAAGGAAUACUUAUGCGCGAUAUCGCGACAGAGGCAAUGCAAACCGCGUGUGUCAUACAAAAACAUUUUGGAACUUAUGAAACCGACGUUGGCGUAACUCUCAAAGUAAAACUUGCCAUUGCUUCUGGAAAAACGUAUUUCACGUCUAUUGGUGAUCCAGAAACAUUGUCAUAUUAUGUUAUCACUGGGAAGCCUGUUUGGGAUGUAAAAUUUGCCGAAGGUUUAUGUCGGGGAGGCGAUAUUCUCGUGGUAUCUAGUAGCUGGCAAUGGGCGAAUCCCAAUGAAUAUAUCUACGAAAGUUUACCGGAUGGUAAACACACCCUGAUCAUAGCCUGCUCGGCAAUGUGGUAUCAGUCUAAAACGCAAGAUAUACAAAAUGAUAUUGAAGAUGAAAACGAAGAUUUAGAUCGAGAUUAUACUUUAUUUGAUGCCGAACCGAGUAGUAUAACUUUAACGGAUCAGAUAGACGAUAAUUUUAAGGAACAUGAUUUUGAACAAGUCGAUUAUAGUCUGAGGCCCAAAGUCAUCAAGGCAGCUAAAGCACGAUUGAAAGAUGCAUUGAGAAGCUACAUCCCCAGACCAGUGAUACGAUCCGUGGAAUUGGACGAGCCAUUAGAGCAUCUUACAGAAAUGAGACAAGUAGUCAUACUUUUCAUCAACGUCAUUACGGCGAAUGUAUAUAAGGAAAGAUUGAUUUCGCUUGUGAACAAGACUUAUAGAUUAGUCUGCGAGCUAGUCAACGAAAUGCACGGAUGCGUCAACAAGACAUCUCUCUUUGACAAGGACCUGCUAUUCCUUUGCGUAUUCGGAUUACGAGGCGACAAACAUGAGUUGGAAUCGCAGAUCGGAUUGAGAUGCGCCAGCAGACUGCGGCAGGAUCUUUUAGCGAUGAGCAAUAUAAAAUCCGUAACAAUUGCCGUUACCACUGGAAUGACAUAUUGCGGUGUGAUCGGUCACGUAUUACGAAGGGAAUAUACCGUGAUCGGAAUGUCAGUGAAUAAAGCGGCACGUUUGAUGGUCGCAUACAAUAACAAAGUGGUGUGCGAUCGUGAGAGCUUUCUUCAUUCUCGUCUCGAAGCGAAGCAUUUUAUAUUGCAAGAGCCGAGACAUCUGAAAGGAAUCACGAACGUUGGCCCUGUGUAUGAGUUUCAGGAACAGAUAAAUAAUUAUCCUUUGCUCGGUCGAGAAGCAGAGAUCAAAGUUUUUCAAGAAAUGUUAACGAAUAUGAUAGAAUAUUUUAUUAGGAAGCGCAAAAUGCAGCAGUUAAAGCUUGAUUAUAAUAAAUUAAUUAUAAAAGGCGAGCCGAGAAUCGGCAAAACAAGAUUAUUGGAUGAAAUAGCACAGGAUAUCCCCACAGAUAUAUCAUACAAUUAUAUCUCUCUGAUGACGAACGAUGCUAAGGCUUCUUAUAAUUUGAUCCACAUGAUCUUCUCUAAGCCACUGAAUUUCCACAUCACUACUAGCCCGAGAGAACGUGAGGAAAGAUUGAUGUCAGAACUAGGCCAAAUACGCGAACCCGAGUUUCUCUGCGUUCUCAAUCAGCCCUUCAACGUUCAUUUCGCGAUGAGUCAACAUUACACGGCUCUAUCCAUGCAGCAAAAGCGCAAAAUGUUGAAAAAGUUUCUGCUGAAGCUGCUGAAAAAUUGCUUCAAGGAACUAUGGGUGAUGAUCAUUGAUGACAUUCAGUACGGAGAUAAUGAAUCCAUGUUAUUAUUUCCUACGCUGACCAGGCGGAACAUCUUCUUUGUUCUUAGUAUUGGACACAAGUUCGGCGAAGAAUAUGAAAUGCAUCCUGGCAUUUUAAAAAAAGCACAAAUUGUUGAAUUGAGUUAUAUAGAUAAGUGGUAUCAUGCAGCACUAGCAUGUCAGUUCCUUCAGGUGUACGGAAUUCCUCCUGAACUUGAAAAAUUGAUUCAAGAAAAAAGUUUCGGUAAUCCAGGAUGGAUAGAGAGUUAUCUGGUAAGCCUUACGCAAUCUGGCAGCAUUUUGAUAGUGCAUAUACGCAAAACGAUAGCCGAAGAAAUGGGUUAUAAUGGUCCAAUAGCGUUACAUUUGCAACGGGUCGAGAUUCACAAAUCAGAUGCAAUUGAUAAUGAAGAAAAAAUUGCCGUUUGCAAAUUUGCGAAAGAUUAUGUACCAGAAGAGACAGAUGCUGAGAUGACAAUGGACGUAAUGAUCUUGAAACUCUUCGACUCGUUAACACCAUUGGAUCAACUAUUACUAAAAUGUGCAUCAGUGUUGGGAGAAAUUGUUAAUAGAGAUAUGCUACGGUAUCUAAUGGCAGACAAAUCUAUUAGAGAAAUUGGACUUGCCAUCCAGAAACUCUUCGAAAUUCGAAUUUUUGGAUGCGCGGGGGGUGAUUUCACUACGAGUGGUAGGCCACUGGUAUUUUACAGAAAUAUAAAAAAAAUUAGCAGAAAUACAGAAAUUGAAUGCGAUUGUAUAGGCCUCAUAAUACAAGAUGAACUAAUUGACUUGCCGCGAUACGCAUCUUGCGGUUUGAUCCAUUUCAAAAUGUCAAUGUUUCGCGAGACUACUUACAGAUCACUCACAGAAAAUCAGAAAAUAGAAUUACAUAGCAAAGCAUUAAAAUUUCUUCAAAGACAUGUCAGACGAUGUAUGGCAUGUGGCGAGUUACAAUUUGAAAAAUUAUUAGGCAAAUCAGUCGCCCAAGAAAUAAAAAGGAGAAGAGCAACUAUUGAGCUUCCUAAAACGUAUCAACUUGAAAAAGUGACUUACACUCUCAAGAGAGAAGAUGCAGACAAAGACAUGGGAGAAGAAAAAUCACCGCUUUGUGCCUAUAUUUUCCGAAAAAUCAGGAAGCCAAUCAAAACCUUCUCUAACGUUGAUUUUACCAAUUGCCAAUGCCAUCUUAUAUUGACAACCGUCUAUGCGCAAAUAUUGGAUCAUUGUCAAGGAAUCGGAAAGCCAGACAUGAUCUUGAUGGCAAUUCUAGAAUUUGUGGAGAUUUGUUUGGCAGACAACAAUGUACCUCAAGCUCGUAGACUUUUGGAUGAUGCUGAAGUUGUGCUUCAACAAAUAUUUGAAACUCACAAAGAAGAAUCGAUAUUCUUGUCUUAUAUCAACGCAAAAAUCCAAACUCUUCAAGGUAGAUGCCAUCUAGAAAGUGGUUUGCUUUCCGAAGCGAACAAAAAACUGAACGAUGCAAUGAACAGUCUGGGUUAUUAUUUUCCAGAACACAACUUUUCAAUUAAUUUGAAGUCGACAAUUCAACUCGAGUUGUUAAGAUGGAAACUGAUUUGUCCGAAGCCUUGGAGAAUCGAUAUUGUCGAUGAGCUCACUAUAAAUUAUAUCGAGCAAUUGGCUACAUGCUUAGCACAAAUGUUUGAAGUUUUUAGAGGAACAAAAGGAAUGAAAAAACAUGCAAGAUUAGCAGCUAUAUGGAGCUUGAAUGCUGCGUUAGAGUCGUCGAGAGAUUUUCUCACGCUUUGCACUUCGUUUACGAACAUGAUGCUUAUUGCUCACGUCUAUCAAAAAAGCCGGUCAGUUAUUCCUUAUUUGGAAAAACAGGUUCUCGAUAUAUGUGCGAAAAAAGGAGACUUCCUCGAGCUCCAAGAGCUCAAAGGCAUCGCUGAAGUUUAUGCCGGAGUAUUUUUCUCGCGAUGGUUGAGAGGAGAGAUUAACAGAGCGAUCAGAAUCGGCUUUAUCGUAACGAGAAUGGCGCAAACCAUGGAUUCCAUAUUUCUUAAAACGCUUAUACUACCGAGAUUAGCGCACUUGCUUAUGCUUUCACGCCGUCAUUCAGAAGUCGUAGUUUUGCUGAGAGAAUUGGAAUUCGCGUCGAAAAACGACUUGGAAAAAUCGAGCCGCACAUGGUACUACGCUAUUUGCGCUGAUAUACAACUCGACACAGGCAUUACAAUCCUCUCAUUUCAAAAUUGCGAACAAUAUUAUCUUCAAGAAGGGGAGUCCAUAAUCAGUCUGCGCGAUCCCGAAGCGGAAAGACGGUAUUUUACCUCCAUGUGGCUCUGGUUUAUUAAAAUUAAAGCUCUUGAGAUUCUAAUAUAUAUAAAUAUUAAUAUAAGGAGUAUUAGAACAGAGCAGUGGGAAGCUAUGAUUGUUUGGAACAGCAGGAACGUGACAGCCGAGAGUAUGGUGGACGAGCACAAAGUGGCGGCUACGAUUACGGCUUUGAAGAAACUCGAGGGACUGCUACUUUUGUACGUGCGGGAAGUUACUAAUAGAAACAUCAACGCGGUAAACACAAUGAUGGAAAUUAAAAAUAUAUUUAAAUAUAUCCAAAAUAUGGUAAAGAUUGUAAAAAUUGCGAUUCCCAGAUAUAUGUUGAUGAAAGCUUAUUAUUAUAUGAUCCAAUCGCGAAAAAGUGCUGCAGUAAAUAUGCUACAACGAACAAAGAAAUUAUCUAUGAAGGUAGAUAACAAAAUGAUUUAUACAUGGGCAAAUCAUUGUCAACAGAAUUGGAUGGGCGCUAUGUCUUCUAUACAUGAAGAUUUAUGGAAAGAAAAAACUAUUGAAUUAGAUUAUAAACAAGAUGAUAUAAAUAUUAACGAAUCAGUCAUGGUACCUUUUACCUUUCCUUUACCGAAAUUUUCUUUUUAG
Cataglyphis hispanica is the source of this 4908-nucleotide messenger RNA. Its product is annotated as adenylate cyclase type 10-like. The record is from RefSeq and is a predicted model, not a curated record. Gene Ontology annotation, biological process: intracellular signal transduction; cyclic nucleotide biosynthetic process. Gene Ontology annotation, cellular component: cytoplasm. Lineage: Eukaryota; Metazoa; Arthropoda; Insecta; Hymenoptera; Formicidae. Gene Ontology annotation, molecular function: adenylate cyclase activity. The transcript is spliced from 29 exons. The coding region runs from base 1 to 4908 and encodes 1635 amino acids.